Molecule: messenger RNA, 855 nt
Organism: Eruca vesicaria subsp. sativa (arugula)
Lineage: Eukaryota; Viridiplantae; Streptophyta; Magnoliopsida; Brassicales; Brassicaceae
Source: the annotation of a GenBank genome assembly
AUGGCGAAGAAGUUAUUAGACGAAGAAGAAGUGAAAGUAAAAGAUGAGACGCGUAAGCUUUACAACUGUGCAAAUAAGUUGGACCGGUUGUGUGAGAGGACAGAAGGGGAAUUAUAUGGAAAAUACAGACGGUGUAUAGAUGAACCCAGUAAUAAAUGCACAGUUAAUGUCAGCCGUCGGAUCAUUCAUCUGCCAAUCAUCACAGAUCUUCAUCGUCUCUCUCUUAUUCUCGUUAAAUCCCUUCCUCUCUCUCUCCGUGCCGGCGAGUUUUCCCUCGGAGUUAGUGUGAGUGAAGUUGAAGCAUUGUAUGAGUUAUUCAAGAGCAUAAGCAGCUCGGUUCUUGACGAUGGCUUGAUUAACAAGGUACUACUGAUAAUCAAAUUUCAACUUGCUUUGUCCAAGAAGAGAAAGAAGGAAAAUUUGUUUGCCAAUAGGAUAUUUGAUUUGUUUGAUGUUAAACGAAAAGGUGUCAUUGAUUUUGGAGACUUUGUGAGAUCACUCAAUGUAUUUCACCCUAAUGCUUCUCUAGAGGAGAAAACAGACUUCACGUUUAGGCUUUACGACGUGGACUGCACGGGCUGCAUUGAGCGCCAAGAGGUGAAGCAAAUGUUGAUUGCCCUUCUCUGCGAAUCUGAAAUAAAACUAGCUGAUGAUACCAUAGAAGUGAUACUCGAUCAGACAUUUGAGGACGCAGAUGUGGAUCGCGAUGGGAAGAUUGGUAAGGCAGAGUGGAGCGACUUCGUAAUGAAGAACCCAUCUUUGCUUAAGAUAAUGACUCUUCCAUAUCUGAGGGACAUAACGACCACGUUUCCAAGUUUUGUCUUUAACUCGGAGGUGGAUGAAAUUGCGACGUGA